UAAGACUGAGACAUACCGACAGUCUCUGAGAGUCUCAGUGAAGAUGCGGCACCUCCUCCUCCUUCUCAUCCUCCUGUCCUGUGUUUCCAUGGGAGUAGCAGUGGCCGGUUGCCGCAGUGACCGGGACAAGGACCACCGGCCCAGGGAGAACUGCACAGCAGCCGGCUUCAGCGACAUCCCAGUGGGGCUUGAACCCACGACAAUGAUCCUGUUGUUUCCCAGUAACCUGUUCUCCAGUCUGUCCUGGUCCUCCUUCCAGGUCUUCCCAGAGAUCUAUGAGAUCGACCUCACAGGAAACAAGGUUCCAGAGGUAAUCCCGACUGCUAGUCCCAUUCUCCCCACACUUAGUGUCCUCAGGCUGGGAUCAAACCGUCUGACCUCCCUCCCUGACGGCUCCUUCUCUGCCUGCCCAGGUCUGACUGAACUCUACCUGGAAAACAACGCUAUCAACUCUCUGAGUGAUCACACCUUUUCUGGACUCACUAAGCUGGAGAUCCUGGACCUGUCAUCUAAUCACAUCAAGGUGCUUCCUCAAAGUAUGCUUCACCCCCUCCCAGCCAUAGAAACUCUCUACCUGGAGAAAAACAAGAUCAGCAUGAUGCCCGAUGAAUGGUUCAGCCAAAAGGAGGAGGUACCUUAUCUCUACCUCUCAGCCAAUCCCUGGUCAUGCACCUGCUCCCUUGGUUAUUUGCGCAGGUACCUUGAUGACUAUGAACACAACGUCUAUGUGCGGGAUGGUCCUGAUAUCAAGAUUGAUGUAGAAAGCGUGGUGUGUGACUUUCCCCAGCAGCACAAAGGUACACCUGUAACAAGUCUGGAAGAAUCCGAUCUGUGUUCAGCAUCUCGUCCACGAGGAGAUUUCUACCAGCCAACUACUCAGUACUCUUUUUAUCCAUCGACUUCUCCUCCAGACACAGCUCCUUCUACUUCUUCUCCUCUCGAUUCCACAACAUUUGUAGAUUUAUACACAAUGCACACAACAAUCACAAGGUCCUGGUAUGAAGUUAUCACCAGCCUUAUUGAAUGGUCAGAGUAUUCACACAAAGAGAUAACAACAGUUGGGUUUCAUGACUUGACCACUCAUUCUACUACUUCUACUGCCAGACAUUUGACUAAAACUCAAACAACACCUGUUGAAACAACCACAACUAUUGCUGUAACUACAACACUGCCAACAACAACAAUGAACAUAGUCACAACCACCACCAUUGAGGCUACCACAGCCUCUGAGGCACUCACCACCACUAAAUCCAGCCCCGAUGAAAAACAGGAACGUGAAAAAUCUAUUUCUUCCAGGCCUGCAGGGCUGUUCUGCAUUUGGCUGUUUGCGGGCUGCCUGGUGCUCUGUGUGGCAUCAGCUGCAUGUAUAUUGGCAACUUUAGCUAGUAUGGUCAUCUGGUACAGGAGAGUGUAUAAGCCUCUAUGUUUGCGGUUAGCGAGGAGAAGAGGAGGAAGUGAAGGACUGAUGCUGUUAACAUACAACAGGGUGGAAGGGAAGGGAGUGGGAGGUGAAGGAGUAAUGGCGCUUUAUCGCUCUGUUCUUUUGGUCCACAGAGAGGCAGGAGAAGGUAUGCAAAGUGAAGAUGUAGGUGAAGGAGGGGAAGGAGACAGGAAACAAGGACAGCUUGUCAUUCUAAAACCUGCAGGUGGAGAAGCAACAAGGGAGGAAGAAGGAGAAAGAAAUGGGAAGGAGGAGCGAGCAGUAUAUAAGAAGACUUUGUACCGUCUGUUAAGCAAAGAGGAGGAGAUAGAGGGAUGGAGGGAUGUGGUGGAGGAGUGCAGAGUGUCUGAAGAAGAUGGAGGUCAAAAAGGAUAUCGGGGGAUAGUAAGAGAGAGGAGCAGAGGUGGAGAAGGAGUGUCCAAAAAGCGCUACAGUGUGAUUCUGAGGGAGGAGAGACAGGAUGUGGGGGGCGGUAAAGAAGAGCUGGACUGGGUGGUGGGCGGGUGGGAAGUGAAACGAGGAGGGGCGGAGACAGAAGAAGAGCCAAGGAGCAGCUGGGGGGAGUGGCUGGCACACUAUUUACCCAGCAUGCCGUGGGGAGUUACCACACCUCCUGAGGCCGAGGCAGCCCUCUGAUGUCAUCAGUGGAAAAGAACCUCUAGUGCUUUGAAAAACUUGUAUGCUAAAUCAACUGAUACUUGAAAUAUUCAAGUUUUUAUUUACUUUAAGUCCCCUUCUGCACUCCUGUAGCUUAGUCCAAUUCUUACGUUCAUUUUUCAGGUCUUCAGUGUGCAUUUUUAUGCUGAUGACAUCAUCUUUUUUUGCCAUCUGACUAAAAAUACU
Pundamilia nyererei is the source of this 2284-nucleotide messenger RNA. RefSeq names its product platelet glycoprotein Ib alpha chain-like. The transcript is spliced from 6 exons. The record is from RefSeq and is a predicted model, not a curated record. Bases 44 to 2077 code for a protein of 677 amino acids. Gene Ontology annotation, molecular function: protein binding. NCBI's taxonomy places the organism in Eukaryota, Metazoa, Chordata, Actinopteri, Cichliformes, Cichlidae.